This is a messenger RNA of Prorocentrum cordatum, 501 nucleotides long. Lineage: Eukaryota; Dinophyceae; Prorocentrales; Prorocentraceae. The record is from the annotation of a GenBank genome assembly.
AUGGCCUCAGCGCUGACAGGCAUUCUGCGCAGCCUCGUGGUGGGCAAACCGCUCCCCGUGCGAGUCCGCAGCGGAGCCGUGGCGGUGGCGGUGGUGACCACAAUGGCGAUGGGCAUCGAUCUCGCUCCAAGGAGGCAGCCAGAGGCGCGGCGGCAAGUUCGGCAGCUGACGCCAGGCCUGCGGCAGCUGGUGGCGCUCGUCGUCCUCAUGGUGGUCAACGCUCUGCCGAUCGUGAAGGGGGCCCGCUUCAAGAAAGUGCUGAUCCGUGGCCGACAUUACCAGCAACAUCGCGACAAGCGGGUCCCGGGCAUUGUGGGUGAGGUCAACGGGCACAUUGAGGCGCUCGUCAUGGCGGUCGCCUCCAAGCAGGAUAUGGUCAACGCGCAGGUCCAAGGGGAGCUCACUGAGCUCAGGCAGAGGCAGAACAACACCGAGAAGGCCCAUGCCCAGAUGCGGGAGGCGACGGUGCCGAUCAAAGACUAUGGCAGCAUGCUCGAGUGA